CCAUUUCUUCAAUCUCUACAUCUCACAAGUGGGUUCGAAGCUAGUGUCCAGCUUAAGAACGAAGCAUCAAUGGCGACCGUGAAAGGCGGCACAAGACCGCCGUGGGUGGGUCUGGGAGCCGCCGUGUGGGUGCAGAUAGCGUCCGGAAAUGCCUACAACUUUCCUCUCUAUUCUCACUCUCUGAAAUCGAUUCUGGGUUUUAACCAGCACCAGCUCACCAUGCUUGGCGUUGCCAACGACAUCGGAGAGAAUGUGGGUCUGCUCCCCGGCUUCGUCUGCAACAAGUUCCCGCCAUGGGUUGUUCUUCUCAUCGGUACUUUUGCUUGCUUCUUCGGCUAUGGCCUUCUUUGGCUCGCCUUCACCGGUACCAUUGAGCCCCUGCCUUACUGGUUGGAGGUCAAUAUCGACAGUGUGUGUCAGGAUUGGUCAUAAAGAUACGUGGCUGGGUCUCUACCAAUCUCGGUCUUGGGAUGUUCUAGAGAGUUUUUGCUUGGCGGGCUUGAGUUAGGGUUCACUAAGUGGAUUCCUACCCGUUAGCUUUUUCUUAAGUUGCUCAAGUGUCUGCGUGUCAAUAAUGAUGUGUUCCUUUCUUUCUUCUCACCCGAACCAUGUGUCAUCGUCUGAUUUGUUCAAAUAAUACAUCUUAUUUAUCAUCAAUUGAAAUGCUAUAUGUCAAUCUAUUAUUGAAAGAUGACACCUUGCAACAUUCUAUCUCCCUUCCAAUAUCGUCUGAUUAUUCUUCACAAGGGACUUUUUUUAAGGCUUUAGAGACUGGAACAUCUCUCUCUCCACUUUGGAUUCCUUCUAGUUCAGGGGAUCCCUACAGCAUCAGAAUAUCUUCGCCCGCCACAAUCCACGCUUGAGCUUCUUGGGAAUUGCCUAGCUCUCCUCUCUGGGCCCUCUCUUGAACACCCAUUACUUGUGCACAAUAGAGCUUUCCUCCCUCCUCAAGAAUCUCCUCCACAGUACUUAAAUUGUGACCCCUAUAAAGUGGAUGACAUGAACGGGGUUGUUGAAGAAAUUAAUUGAAUCGAGUGUCCUGGCUAUUGAAGGACUAUGACCUCACUGCUAGUGGUUUUAUUGUCUUAGGGAACAAUAGCAGUUUCAAAAGAUGCGAAUAUUUAAAAUUCUAAUACAUCAUCCUUGGUGAUUUUUAAUAAUUUUGGUUUGGAUCAGGCUGGAAACUUGGAAUCCAGGGAGUUCAAUACGCAUUGUGGCUUCAGCCAUGCAAGUGGCCACCUCUGUCAAUGCUCAAUUUCAUGGUUACAAUACAUGUUGCUUUGGACAUGAGCACCAAACAAGGCAUUGAACGGACUGACAGAAGAGGUUUUUUUAAAGAGUUCUAGUAAAUUUGGACUGCUGGAAUAUGAUUUAAUGAUGCAAACAAAUUCAGUUCUUGAAGUCGUGGACAAGGAAGUUUUUGGCACAAUUUUGAGUCAAGGUUCCAGAGCUGGAGAAUAUGCAUGUUUGAAAAAUGAUCUUUCGAGUAGAUUAAAUUAUGCAUCUAGUGGACUGUAUCAGAAAAUAGAGUGUUUUUGAACCAACACUUUAAACUGUGGCCUUUGCCUUGUUUCUCUUCAGUUCUAAUAUCUCCAUGAGUGGUGAACUGUAUCUUUUCGACUCCAUAUCUUUAUAGUUGUGAGAUAUCCCUAUCUUUAGAGUGUUAUGGUUUGCACUUUGUGUUGCUACAAAUAGUAGUGCUUGGUUCAGUAUGGGAGUGCUUGUUACCAAUAUGAGAAACUUCCCUCUCAGUCGUGGCACUGUUGCAGGUAUUCUCAAGGCUUAUGGGGGGCUCGGUGCUGCAGUAUACACUUAAAUUUACAGUGUAGUACUUCAUAAUUCCUCUUCUAAGCUCUUGGUGUUCCUUGCGCUUGGGCUUCCUUUACUCUGCUUCAUCAUGAUGUAUUUUGUUAGGCCUUGUAUUCCAGCCUCUGGGGAAAGCUCUGCAGAGCAUGGCCAUUUUUUAUUUAUCCAAACUGCCAGUGUUGUGCUUGGCUUAUAUCUCCUCACAACUACAAUAUUGAAUGACAUGCUUUCUUUGAGUGCUCCCAUUUCCUAUAGUUUUCUUGGUAUAAUGGUUCUCCUGCUCAUGGCUCCACUUGCAAUACCAAUAAAGAUGACAUUAUACCGCCUGAAUCCCAGCAAAUCAAGGAUUCAAGGAGAAGGGAGCUUGGAAAAAGUAGAACCAUUGUUGACGACAUCUUCAUCAACAGGAAACCUUGGGAUCUUUCACCAGAGAGAUGAUGUGUUGGAAAUUGAUAUGCUUCUUGCUGAAGGAGAAGGUGCAGUGAAGAAGAAAAGGAGACCCAGAAGAGGGGAGGAUUUCAAGUUUGGUGAAGCUUUAGUCAAGGCUGAUUUCUGGCUUUUGUUCCUUGUACACUUUGUUGGGGUUGGUACUGGGGUAACUGUUCUCAAUAACUUGGCCCAGAUUGGGAUCGCCGGAGGCAUGCAUGACACAACAAUCCUUUUGUCUCUCUUCAGCUUUUGUAAUUUCAUUGGCCCCCUUGGUGGGGGUUCUGUUUCUGAACAUUUUGUCAGAUCAAAAGCAAUCCCUCGGACAAUUUGGAUGACAUGCACUCAAGUAAUCAUGAUCAUUACCUAUCUUCUGUUCGCUUCCACUUUUGAUGGUGCCCUUUAUGCUGCGACUGCAUUACUCGGGAUUUGCUAUGGGGUUCAAUUUUCCAUUAUGGUCCCAACCACCUCUGAGCUUUUUGGUUUGAAGCAUUUUGGCAUAUUUUACAAUUUCAUGUUGCUAGGAAACCCUCUUGGUGCCCUCCUUUUCUCAGGCCUCCUUGCAGGAUAUGUAUAUGACAAUGAAGCAGAAAGGCAGCAACCGUAUGGUUCAGAAGUGUCCUGCUUGGGUCCAGACUGCUUUCAGCUCACCUUUCUGGUCCUGGCUGGUGUUUGUGUUGUGGGUGCAAUCUUGAGCAUAGUUCUUACAAUUAGAAUAAAACCCGUAUAUCAAAUGCUAUAUGCAGGUGGUUCCUUCUGGCUUCCACAGAAUCCAGACAAUUGAGAUGAUUAGAUUGGAUUUUGAGACUCUUGAGAUCCUCCUAGAUUUUCCAUUUUAUUUGAGCAUGCCACAGUAUUGCUAUUACGGCUUUAGUAAGUUCAAGUUCCUUGAACCUGCGAAUUCAAUACAACCAUACAGUUAACUAGGCUCUUAUUUUGCAUUUUAUCCUCCUUGUGAUAUUCAGGGACUUGUCUUUAUAUCCUUAUUAGUGUACGUGAUUAAGCAAUCAAGAGCAUGAUAUGAUCGAACAUUGCUACUUCUGAGCA
This is a messenger RNA of Malania oleifera, 3279 nucleotides long. Its product is annotated as protein NUCLEAR FUSION DEFECTIVE 4-like. Gene Ontology annotation, molecular function: transmembrane transporter activity. Gene Ontology annotation, cellular component: membrane. Gene Ontology annotation, biological process: transmembrane transport. The record is from RefSeq and is a predicted model, not a curated record. The transcript has 4 exons. The coding region runs from base 1898 to 3016 and encodes 372 amino acids. Lineage: Eukaryota; Viridiplantae; Streptophyta; Magnoliopsida; Santalales; Ximeniaceae.